Molecule: messenger RNA, 1688 nt
Organism: Drosophila obscura
Lineage: Eukaryota; Metazoa; Arthropoda; Insecta; Diptera; Drosophilidae
Gene: OXA1L
Product: mitochondrial inner membrane protein OXA1L
Exons: 3
Coding region: 221-1561 (446 amino acids)
Biological process (GO): mitochondrial respiratory chain complex IV assembly; protein insertion into mitochondrial inner membrane from matrix
Cellular component (GO): mitochondrial inner membrane
Molecular function (GO): membrane insertase activity
Source: RefSeq, a predicted model, not a curated record
AAUCGCACUCAAAAUCAUAUUUUAAGUCAAGCCACAGAUUCAAACUUCAAAUUUUACCGCCAAAGAAGCAAUGAAAGUUCUUUCAUAACGAAAAAACGCGCUAUUUUCCCCGAAUUUCGGUAUUUCCGAAGCUCGCGCUGCACGGUCACACCAGCAGGUCAAGUUAAGUUUAUGUUAAAACAAAUUAGAUAGAUUUCCUAAAUUAAAAACACACUGUACGAUGCUGGUAAACAGGAUGCAGCUAUGGCGGGCAACCAAUGCGGCUGCAGCAUUCAACACUGCUGCCGCCCGCUUGACCACAACACAGCACAACUCACCCGCCAACAGGAGAGACAUGCACGUGGCCAGCCACAGGAUUUGGAGCGCCCAGCUGGCGCGACACUCCAUGCUGCUGCCCGCACAAAAGCUUCUGCCCCCAGCGCUGAUGGGCGCUAGUGCUCUGCGCUUUGCCAGCACCGACGCCGAGGGCCUGCCGGAAUUGGUGUCCACCAAGCAGCUAGUCGACCUGCCCGAUAUUCCAGCGGCACCGACACCGCCCGCAUUUUCCCUGGAGGAUAUGUCCACAAAUGUGGUGGACGUGGUGAAUGCUGCUGGAGAGGCCACAUUCGCGUCGAUCGGACUGGGGGGCUGGACGCCCGUGGGUGUCGUACAAAACUGCAUGGAGUUCCUGCACUGCACGUGGGAGCUGCCCUGGUGGGGUGCUAUCGCCGUGGGGACGCUGGUGGUGCGCACAAUCAUCUUUCCGCUGGUGAUUCUCGCGCAGCGGAACUCGGCCAAGAUGAACAACAACAUGCCACAGAUGCAGUUGCUGCAGCUCAAGAUGACGGAGGCCAGGCAGUCGGGUAAUGCCAUUGAGUCGGCCCGCUACGCCCAGGAGAUGAUGCUGUUUAUGCGGGAUAAGGGCGUGAAUCCGCUGAAGAAUAUGAUUGUGCCACUAGCUCAGGCGCCGCUCUUCAUAUCCUUUUUCAUGGGACUGCGUCAGAUGGCCAAUACGCCCGUGGACUCCAUGAGGGAUGGCGGACUCUGGUGGUUCCAGGAUCUGACCCUGGCCGAUCCUCUCUAUAUACUGCCUUUGAUCACUAGUGCGACGCUCUACCUGACCAUCGAGAUCGGCACGGACAGCGCCCGCCUGUCGGCCGCCAACAUGAACACGAUGAAGUACGUCCUGCGAGCCCUGCCCCUCGUCAUCUUCCCCUUCACAAUGAACUUCCCGGCGGCCAUUCUCACGUACUGGGCAUGCAGUAACUUCAUCUCACUGGGACAGGUGGCCGUGCUGCGUAUUCCCGCAGUGCGGGAAUACUUCAAGAUCGAGAAGAUGCUGACGCAUGCACCGAGUGCGCUGCCCACGAAGAAGAAGGGAUUCGUUGGAGGCAUGAAAGAGUCCUGGGACAACAUGAAGAUCACCAAGGAGAUCGAGGAGCGACAGCGUCUGGAUGAAAUCCGUUUUGCCAAGGCUGGCAAGGGGCCGCUGGUGAAGACCUUCAAGCACGAUCCCACCAAGGCAAAGCCCCUGCCCAUCGUGGAGCCACACAUGCGGUUAAAGGAACCGCCCAAAGAAUAACCCGAUGAUACAUGCGAGUACAGCCAGUCGCCAUGCGACGCUGUGUUUUGUUAACGUUUACCUUUUAGCCGAUAGUUCAUGACCCCAGAGAGUUCUGCUGCUAAAAUAUAAUUUGUAUUACCUAAAA